AUGGCAGCCGUGCUCCUCGGGCUGCUGCUCUUUGCGAUGCAGUCCCCCCCGCUCCCCUCCCGGCCGCUGGCUGAGGGGGAGUCACCCCCGCUCCCCUCGACCCCUCCCACGGAGGACGGGACCACCACUCACCCCAACGGGACCGUGCAGCGGCUGCCUCAGAUCCUGAUCAUCGGCGUGAGGAAGGGAGGCACGCGCGCGCUGAUCGAGAUGCUCAGCCUGCACAGCGCCGUGGCGGCGGCUCAGAACGAGGUGCACUUCUUCGACUGGGAGAGCCACUUCCAGAAGGGCUUGUCGUGGUAUCUCAGCCAGAUGCCCUACGCCUUCCCCGACCAGCUCACGGUGGAGAAGACGCCGGCCUACUUCACCUCGGGCAAAGUCCCGAGACGCAUCCACCAGAUGAACCCCGACAUCAAGCUGCUGCUCAUCCUCAGAGACCCCACGGAGCGGGUGCUCUCGGACUACACCCAGGUCUUUUACAACCGCCUCCAGAAGCACAAGCGCUACCAGCCCAUCGAGUCGGUUCUGGUGAAGGACGGAGACAUCAACCGGGGAUACAAGGCUCUCAAUCGCAGCCUGUACUACGCUCACAUGCAGAACUGGCUGCAGUACUUCCCCCUGCAGAGCAUCCACGUCGUAGACGGGGACGAGCUCAUCAGGGACCCCUUUCCCGAGAUGAAAAAAGUGGAGAGGUUCUUAAAGCUGGAGCCUCAGAUAAAUGCGUCAAAUUUUUACUUCAACAAAACAAAGGGAUUCUAUUGUUUGAGAGACCACGGGCGAGAAAGGUGUUUACAUGAUUCAAAAGGCAGGGCCCACCCUCACGUGGCCCCUGCCAUCCUGCAAAAACUCUAUCAGUUUUUUCAUGAACCAAACAAGAAGUUUUUUCAGCUAGUGGGACGAACAUUCAACUGGAAGUGA
Messenger RNA from Menidia menidia (Atlantic silverside), 918 nucleotides. NCBI's taxonomy places the organism in Eukaryota, Metazoa, Chordata, Actinopteri, Atheriniformes, Atherinopsidae. The record is from the annotation of a GenBank genome assembly.